Molecule: messenger RNA, 956 nt
Organism: Phanerochaete carnosa HHB-10118-sp
Lineage: Eukaryota; Fungi; Basidiomycota; Agaricomycetes; Polyporales; Phanerochaetaceae
Exons: 5
Coding region: 1-708 (235 amino acids)
Source: RefSeq, a predicted model, not a curated record
AUGGAACUGCCCUCCGGCUACGCCUGUCCGCGAAAGCGCCGGUGCUUUACAAUCAGGACCUAUAGAGCUCAAGAGAAAUACACAAGCAAGAGCGACCACCAUAUUUAUCAACAAUCGAGCGCAGUCGAGGAGGAGGAGCAUGUAUUCCCCGAGACCGGGAACCAGGUCGCCUACGAAGGCUUUGACCAUAACAGCGAUUGGCAAUUCGGGUCAAUCGCCGGGCACAUGUGCGGCCAGCAAAUUACAAUUUCACUCAACGGUAAGACUGCCCAAGCAACGAUUGUGGACGAGUGCCCCGGCUGCGCACAGAACGGCCUCGACUGCACACCCGCGACUGCAAACUUCUUCGGUUUCUUCGACGACCUCGCGUGGGGUAGCUGGAGCGUCGGUGGCAACCCUGUGUCCAUGCCCCCACCACCUACGGCGUUUAAGGCGCUAUUCACGACAUCUACACCGCCCCCUCCGACGACAUCCAGCAUAGUGCCCACGGUCUCCAGCUCUUCGUCUUCGAGCGUCUGGUCGUCCUUGUCUUCCUUGUCCUCGAGCGCCGCUAGCUCAAGCUUCAUCACGAGCAGCAUUGCCACGUCAAGUACUGCUGUUGGCGCGUCGUCGGCCGCGGCGCCCACUCCGACCUCGAACAUCGCAACGCUGUACGCGAACGUCGUGAACAUGGCGCUCCUCGUACUUGCCGAUGAGAACGCGCAGUGAUUUGCUCCUCGCAUGCCACCCCCUCUCCGUUGUGGUCCCUUUAUAAUCCUCAUGCUGUUGAUACCCGUUGAGCGGUGGUUUAUAUGAAGUGUAGCGCGUGUAGGUGAUACCCCCUCACGUCUCUGAGCUAUUCGCUCCGCUGCUUUCGGCGUUAAUAUCGUGGUAUUUAUGCUAUCUGUUGUGCUCCGUCUGAGUCGUUUUUUGUGCGUGUUACAUACAUUUUUUUUUGGCAGUUUUGAGUCGACCCG